Messenger RNA from Myotis daubentonii (Daubenton's bat), 3144 nucleotides. It is a transcript of the gene ADAM17, whose product is annotated as ADAM metallopeptidase domain 17. Gene Ontology annotation, biological process: membrane protein ectodomain proteolysis; Notch signaling pathway. Gene Ontology annotation, molecular function: metalloendopeptidase activity. Lineage: Eukaryota; Metazoa; Chordata; Mammalia; Chiroptera; Vespertilionidae. Gene Ontology annotation, cellular component: plasma membrane. The record is from RefSeq and is a predicted model, not a curated record.
UGCCUGCACUUCCGGGGCCGGGAGUCGGCUCUAGUCUUCCUGUAGGCGGCGCGGGAGGAACAAUUGGUGUGAGGGGCCGGGCCGGGCGGAUCCCUUCCUGCCCCAAUGUGAGCCGCGUCCCGAACCCCCGUCCGGCCGAGGCUGCCCCGAGAGGUGGGAGCGCGGCCCGGGAACAUGAGGCGGUGCCUGCUCCUCCUGACCAGCCUGGUGCCUUUCGUGCUGGCGCCGCGACCUCCGGACCCGCCGGGCUCGGGCUCGGGCUCCCCGCCGCGACUCGAAAAGCUUGAUUCUUUGCUCUCAGACUACGAUAUCCUCUCUUUAUCCAGUAUCCAACAGCACUCAGUAAGAAAGAGAGAUCUACAGGCAUCAACACAUUUAGAAACACUGCUGACGUUUUCAGCAUUGAAAAGGCAUUUUAAAUUAUACCUGACAUCAAGUACUGAACGCUUUUCCCAAAAUUUCAAAGUUGUGGUGGUCGAUGGUAAAAAUGAAAGCGAGUACAGCGUCAAGUGGCAGGACUUCUUCCGUGGACACGUGGUUGGUGAGCCUGACUCUAGGGUUCUAGCCCACAUAGGAGAUGAUGAUAUUACAAUAAGGAUCAACACAGAUGGGGCAGAAUAUAAUAUAGAGCCACUUUGGAGACUAAUUAAUGAUACUAAAGACAAAAGAAUAUUAGUUUAUAAAUCUGAAGAUAUCAAGAACGUUUCACGGUUGCACUCUUCAAAAGUGUGUGGUUACAUAAAGGCGGAAAAUGAAGAUUUGCUUCCAGAAGGGCUGGUAGAUGGAGAGGCACCUAAGGAGCUUGUUCAUCGGGUGAGGAGAAGAGCCGACCCUGAUCCCAUGAAGAACACGUGUAAAUUACUGGUGGUGGCAGAUCAUCGCUUUUACAAGCACAUGGGCAGAGGGGAAGAGAGCACCACCACCAAUUACUUAAUAGAGCUCAUUGACAGAGUCGAUGACAUCUACCGGAACACUUCCUGGGACAACGCAGGCUUUACAGGCUAUGGAAUACAGAUAGAACAGAUUCGCAUUUUCAAGACUCCAGAGGAUGUAAAACCUGGUCAGAGGCACUAUAAUAUGGCAAAAAGUUACCCAAAUGAAGAAAAGGAUGCCUGGGAUGUGAAGAUGCUGCUGGAGCAAUUUAGCUUUGAUAUAGCUGAAGAAGCAUCUAAAGUCUGCCUAGCACAUCUUUUCACGUACCAGGAUUUUGAUAUGGGAACUCUUGGAUUGGCUUAUGUUGGUUCUCCCAGAGCAAACAGUCACGGAGGUGUUUGUCCAAAGGCUUAUUAUAGUCCAAUUGGAAAGAAAAAUAUCUAUUUGAAUAGUGGUUUGACCAGCACAAAAAAUUACGGUAAAACCAUUCUUACGAAGGAAGCUGACCUGGUUACAACUCAUGAAUUGGGGCACAAUUUUGGAGCAGAACAUGAUCCGGAUGGUCUAGCGGAAUGUGCCCCAAAUGAGGACCAGGGAGGAAAAUUCGUGAUGUAUCCCAUCGCUGUGAGCGGAGAUCAUGAGAACAAUAAGCUGUUUUCAAACUGCAGCAAACAGUCCAUCUACAAGACCAUCGAAAGCAAGGCCCAGGAGUGUUUCCAAGAGCGCAGCAACAAAGUGUGCGGGAACUCCCGCGUGGACGAAGGAGAGGAGUGCGACCCGGGCAUCAUGUACCUGAACAACGACACCUGCUGCCACAGCAACUGCACAUUGAAAGAGGGCGUGCAGUGCAGUGACCGGAACAGUCCUUGCUGUAAAAACUGCCAGUUUGAGACUGCCCAGAAGAAGUGCCAAGAGGCCAUUAACGCUACGUGCAAAGGCGUGUCUUACUGCACAGGUAACAGCAGUGAGUGCCCUCCGCCGGGGAACGCCGAGGACGACACGGUGUGCUUGGACCUGGGCAAGUGCAAGGACGGCAAGUGUGUGCCCUUCUGCGAGAGGGAGCAGCAGCUGGAGUCCUGCGCGUGUAACGAGACGGACAACUCGUGCAAGGUGUGCUGCCGGGACGCCCAGGGCCGGUGCGUGCCCUACGUUGACUCCGAGCAGAAGAACUUGUUUUUGAGGAAAGGGAAGCCCUGUACAGUAGGGUUCUGUGACGUGAAUGGCAAAUGCGAGAAACGAGUACAGGAUGUCAUCGAGCGAUUUUGGGACUUCAUCGAUCAGCUGAGCAUCAAUACUUUCGGGAAGUUCUUAGCAGACAACAUCGUGGGCUCCGUCCUGGUUUUCUCCUUGAUCUUUUGGAUUCCUUUCAGCAUUCUUGUCCAUUGUGUGGAUAAGAAGCUGGAUAAGCAGUAUGAGUCCCUGUCCCUGUUUCACCCCAGUAACGUGGAAAUGCUCAGCAGCAUGGACUCUGCCUCGGUCCGCAUCAUCAAGCCCUUUCCAGGGCCGCAGACCCCAGGCCGCCUGCAGCCCCUGCAGUCCACCCCUGUGGUGCCGGUGGCGCCUGUGGCCCCGAAACUGGACCACCAGCGCAUGGACACCAUCCAGGAAGACCCGAGCACGGACUCGCACAUGGACGAGGACGGCUUCGAGAAGGACCCCUUCCCGAACAGCAGCACAGCCGCCAAGUCGUUUGAGGACCUCACGGGCCACCCGGUCACGAGGAGCGAGAAGGCCUCAUCCUUCAAGCUGCAGCGGCAGAACCGCGUCGACAGCAAAGAGACCGAGUGCUAGUGUAGGGAGGGAGGCCCUGCGCUCUGCCCUGUGUGCAAAGUGUUUUUGUAGAUUUGACCUAAAAUCACUCGCAGAUUUUGUGAAGAUCUGGGAGAAACAAGGCAGUGACUUCAGCAGGUGCUGGUCACGUGUCUGGACUUCUUGGCAUAUGUACUUGUGUGGUUGGGCCUUUCUGUGUGAACAGGUAAGGUGAAUCUAGCUUAUUUUGAGGCUUUCAGGUUUUAGUGUUUGUUUAAAAUAUCCUUCAACCUGUGGUGCAGAAGCAGAAAAUACAGCUGGAUUAGGUCAUAAGUAUUUACGUUUUUGUAAAGUAACCUUUAUAUCGAUGACAGCACUGAUUAGGGAGAGAACGAUUUUCUUUUUCAUACAGUGUCAUGAAGAUGAGGCAGUUAGCAUUACUCGUGAGGAUAACUGGAACACAGAAUAAUUUAUUUUUCUGCCCUCAAGUAAAGAUAAGAUAAAACUGAGCUGUGUACUAUC